CAAAAGGGUGCAAAGAGUUUGGACAGUAUCAAUUUGAUACAUUUUAUACUAGUGAAGAAAGCAGUUAAAGUACAAAUAAUAAAUAAGAACACCAAUAGAACUGACUAGAAGAUAUAUACACCUGGGAAAAACGGAACAGUUUUUCGAAUUUUGGCAGGCUCUCAUGUAUACAUUAUUGGAUAGAAGAUGAAUAAAGGUCUUGAGUAUAGCACAAGUCAGGGGACCGUGCUGGCUGACAGGGGUCCACGGAAUAUGGUUCCUGUCCACAACUAUCCUGCUGGUGUUGGCAAGAGCCAUGCAUGGAGAGGUGCAGCUUAUUAUGUUCCAAGUGAAAAUAGAUGGAUACAACAAGACCAGUACAGGUCACUACCUCGGGAGGCGAGGAGAGACGCUAUAUAUUUCGAGUCGGAAGAUGACUGGGUCUCAUGGAAGAUAAAAAAUGAUAAACCCAAAGGACCAUCAGGAAUUACAAUGUCGGGAUACCCGCGUGAUUUUACCGGUGUACCAGUUCCCACGCUACUUCCAUCUCAAGUUUGUGCUAUAAAUAGACGGUGGUCAGGCGCAGGGUACUUUGCCCCAUCUGCCAAUAGAUGGUUCCAUGACACGGACAGUCCUGGAAUCCCUAGGGAGUCUUUGCAUUUCUAUAAUGAAGAAGACUGGAUAAAAUUCAAGUACAUGUGUGAGAACCCAUCCAUGCGAAAAUAGUUAUAAUGUUGAAAUCAAAAAUAUUAAUUUGAUGACUGUUUUCUAUGAUGGCAGACUUUACAAAAUUUUUACAAACUUUUACGAAUUGUUUUAUAUAAUUCAUUGCGAAACAAGUAGAUCUAAUAUAGGUCUUUGGAUUAUAAUCUAUAGCCAUAAUAUAAUUCACCGUUUCACUUUUGUGUAUCUUUACAUUAUUGAUAACUAAAUAUGACAUUUAUCUUUUUAUUAUAACAGCAUUAGUUUAUUAAAGUAUUACCAUGUACAAACAUAUUAUACCAGGUAAUUAAUUUUAAUUAGUAUUUCAAUUUUUAAGCUCGACUUUUUUUUUGAAAAAAAAGAAGAAAAAAAGAGGA
Molecule: messenger RNA, 1058 nt
Organism: Ruditapes philippinarum (Manila clam)
Lineage: Eukaryota; Metazoa; Mollusca; Bivalvia; Venerida; Veneridae
Exons: 4
Coding region: 187-705 (172 amino acids)
Source: RefSeq, a predicted model, not a curated record